This is a messenger RNA of Perognathus longimembris pacificus (Pacific pocket mouse), 2564 nucleotides long. It is a transcript of the gene Dsc3, whose product is annotated as desmocollin 3. Gene Ontology annotation, cellular component: plasma membrane; desmosome. NCBI's taxonomy places the organism in Eukaryota, Metazoa, Chordata, Mammalia, Rodentia, Heteromyidae. Bases 53 to 2428 code for a protein of 791 amino acids. Gene Ontology annotation, molecular function: calcium ion binding; gamma-catenin binding. The record is from RefSeq and is a predicted model, not a curated record. Gene Ontology annotation, biological process: homophilic cell-cell adhesion. The transcript has 16 exons.
AGCCUGUGAAAAGGUGAUCUUAAAUGUACCUUCUAAACUAGAAGCAGACAAAAUGGUUGGGAGAGUUAAUUUGAAAGAAUGUAUCAGGUCUGCAGAUCUCAUCCAAUCAAGUGAUCCUGACUUCAGAGUUCUAGCUGAUGGGUCUGUGUUCACAGCCAGAGCAUUGGUGCUAUCUGAUGAGAAAAGAUCAUUCACCAUACGGCUUUCUGAUAGGAAGACACAAAUAAAGAAAGAGAUGAUUGUGCUCCUAGAACACCAGAAGAAGUUACUAAAGAAAAGACACACUAGAGAGACUAUUCUCAGGAGAGCCAAGAGGAGAUGGGCACCUAUUCCUUGUUCAAUGCAAGAGAAUUCUUUGGGUCCCUUCCCUUUGUUUCUUCAACAAGUUCUAUCUGAUGCAGCACAGAACUACACCGUCUUUUAUUCAAUAAGUGGACGUGGAGUUGACCAAGAACCUUUGAAUCUAUUUUACAUAGAGAGAGACACUGGAAAUCUGUAUUGUACUCAGCCUGUGGAUCGUGAGGAAUAUGAUGUUUUUGAUUUGAUUGCAUAUGCGUCCACUGCCGAUGGCUAUUCAGCAGAUUUACCUCUUCCACUGCCCAUCAAAGUGGAGGAUGAAAAUGACAAUCAUCCUGUUUUUACAGAAACCAUUUAUAAUUUUCAAGUUCCAGAAAGUAGUAGACUUGGGACUACAGUGGGAGUGGUCUGUGCCACAGACAGAGAUGAACCAGAUACGAUGCACACGCGCCUGAAGUACAGCAUUCUGGAGCAGAGGCCUAGAUCCCCUGGGCUCUUUUCUGUGCAUCCCAGCACAGGUGUUAUCACCACAGUCUCUCAUCACAUGGACAGAGAGGCUGUAGACAAGUAUACAUUGAUAAUGAAAGUCCAAGACAUGGAUGGUCAAUUUUUUGGAUUGAUCAGUACGUCAACCUGCAUUGUAACAGUCACAGAUUCAAAUGACAAUGUGCCCACUUUCAGGCAAAAUGCUUAUGAAACAUCAGUAGAUGAAAAUGCAUACAAUGUGGAAAUCUUACGAAUACCUAUAGACGAUAAGGAUUUAAUGAAUACUGAAAAUUGGAGGGCCAAUUUCACCAUUUUGAAAGGAAAUGAAAAUGGACACUUCAAAAUCACUACAGACAAGGGGACAAAUGAAGGCAUUCUCUGUGUUGUAAAGCCACUGAAUUAUGAAGAAAACCGUCAAGUGAUCCUUGAGAUUGGAGUAAACAAUGAAGCUCCAUUGACUAGAGAUGUAAUCAGAGUGACAUCCAUGAACAGGGCCUUGGUUACAGUUCUCGUGAGGGACCAGGAUGAGGGCCCUGAGUGCAUCCCUGCAUCCCAGUAUGUACGGAUUAAAGAAAACUCAGCAGUAGGCUCAAAGAUGAAUGGCUAUAAGGCAUACGACCCUGAAAAUAAAAACAGCAAUGGCUUAAGAUACAAAAAGUUGCAGGAUCCUAAAGAUUGGAUCAGCAUUGAUGAAAUUUCAGGGUCAAUCAUAGUUUCUAAAACUUUGGACCGAGAGGCUGCAACUCCCAGAAAUGACUUAUAUAACAUCACAGUCCUGGCAAUAGACAAAGAGGGUAGAUCAUGCACAGGAACACUUGCAGUCAAUAUUGAAGAUGUGAAUGAUAAUGCGCCAGAAAUACUUCAGGAUUACCUUGUAAUUUGCAAGCCAAAGAUGGGGUAUAUGGAUAUUUCUGCUGUUGAUCCUGAUGAACCGAUACAUGGAGCUCCAUUCCAGUUCAACUUGGGAAACACUUCCCGAGAAGUCCAUAGACUAUGGACCCUCAACAAAGUUAAUGAUACAGCUGCCCGUCUGUCAUAUCAAAAAAACGCUGCAUUUCAGGAGUAUGCAAUUCCUGUGACUGUGAAAGAUCGAGCAGGCAAGUCUGCAACCAAGAUCUUGAGAGUUAACCUGUGUGACUGCACACACCCAAGCCAUUGUGUCUCCACCGCAAGAAGUUCAGGCAUCGCCCUGGGGAAGUGGGCCAUCCUUGCCAUACUGCUGGGCAUAGCUCUACUCUUCUCUGUACUGCUAACUUUAGUAUGUGGAGUUGUUAGUGCCAGCAAAGGGAAAAAAUUUCCUGAAGACUUAGCACAGCAAAACUUAAUUAUAUCAAACACAGAAGCACCUGGAGAUGAUAGAGUGUGUUCUGCCAAUGGCUUCACAACCCACACUGCUAACAACUCUAGCCAAGGCCUUUGUGGCACAAUGGGGUCGGGGAUAAGAAAUGGCGGACAGGAAACCAUUGAAAUGAUGAAAGGACACCAGACCCUGGACUCCUGCCGCGGGGUCGGCCAUCACCACACCCUGGAUUCCUACAGGGCAGGGCACCUGGACUCGGACAACUGCAGAUACACCUACUCGGAGUGGCACAACUUCACUCAGCCUAGACUCGGUGAAGAAUCGAUUAGAGGACACACUGGUUAAAAUUAAACAUAAAAGAAGUUGCACGUAUGUAAUCAGAAUGAAGGCCACGUGUCAUCGCAGGACUAUGUCCUCAGCUAUAACUACGAAGGCAGAGGGUCACCAGCUGGUUCUGUGGGAUGCUGUAGUGAAAAACAGG